Molecule: messenger RNA, 8202 nt
Organism: Erpetoichthys calabaricus (reedfish)
Lineage: Eukaryota; Metazoa; Chordata; Cladistia; Polypteriformes; Polypteridae
Product: beta-1,3-galactosyltransferase 5-like
Exons: 2
Coding region: 598-1617 (339 amino acids)
Cellular component (GO): membrane
Molecular function (GO): N-acetyl-beta-D-glucosaminide beta-(1,3)-galactosyltransferase activity
Source: RefSeq, a predicted model, not a curated record
CCCAGCCCCCCUCCCCGAAACCUUCUGACUUCAUCGAUACAUUCCAAAACAUCCGGAGAGGUUUUUAUCUGUUUCGUUCUCAGUGCUGUCAUCUUGUGCUACAUUGCAUCUAUAAAAUAAGAACUUUUUCUUUAAUGUUAGUUUAUUUUUGACCGGGACCUGUCGGAGUGCUGAGUUAGGCGAUUGGUCAGUCUGCCUGCCAGUAAUGAAAAAGGCGAGAACCGCAAAUAGAUUUCGUUCCGUGAAUCGCCGAUUAAGUUAUCUUGUCUGUGGUGUGGAACUAUAGGACAUUGGUAAACUUUACUUGAUGACCAUUUAUAGUUUACAGAAAGAAGCUCAUCAUUUGGACUUGUGCAACGAUUCGACUGAUGAUUCUGCUGUGAUUAAAGAAGUUGUCUAAUGGAGUGCUAAGGUUUAAGUACACCUAAUGGAAAUGGUGAACUUUCUAUCAUUGUGCCCAUUGAAAUCCAUAUCUCCUUUAAGUUCAAGCAAAGGAAGAGGAGAAGAAAUAAAGCCUACAUUUUCAAAGAAUAUCAAUUCUUGGGUCUAUGGUCAACACAAAUGGCCUCAUUUCUUUUCUGACAGGUUUUGUGGCAGAUGAGUGGAAUGAAGAUAGUGUUUUUGUCUCGUUGUGUGGUAGUUCUUUUCUGUGCAAGUGCUUUAACUUCAUUGCUGAUAAUAAAAAUGAUUUGUUCAAAAUAUGUUCUUCAGGAUGAUAGCUACUACAGAUGGAAACAAAGAAGUACUAGCUUCUCAAAGCUUUCAGAGCACAAAUCAGGUGUGGAUUUUAUAUCCCUACAAAAUUCUAAUUACAAGGUGCCAAUUUGUGAAAAAGAUAAUGUAUUGAUAAUCCUGGUGACAUCAGCACUGUGGCAUUUAGAACAAAGGAAUACAAUCCGAAACACUUGGGCAAAAAAACAGCAACACAAGAAGUACCCUUGGCAGACAUUUUUCCUUAUUGGUCAUCCGUGGGUGGAUGGCAUAUCACCAGAAAUUGUUAAAGAACAGGAACUGUUUGGUGAUAUUUUAUUGGGGAAUUAUGCAGACUUUUACCGAAAUCUGACAGUUAAAGUCAUGCAUGGCCUGUGGUGGACUUUGAAAGACUGUGAAGCACAAUAUAUUCUGAAAACUGACGAUGACUGUUUUGUUAAUAGUGACAGGCUGGUUCGUUUCUUGGUCGAACACAACACUGUGAGAUAUGAUCUUUACGUCGGAUCUGUUUUUGCACCAGGAAAAAGACAAGUUAUUAGGGAUCCCCAGAGCAAAUGGUAUGUUUCCAGAGAAGAUUUCCGGGAAGAUGAAUACCCUCCUUAUGCCAGUGGGAUUGGUUAUCUCCUGUCUGUGGAUGCUGCUUACAGAAUACUUACAGCUGCUCAGUAUAUCCCAGUACUGCCAGUUGAAGAUGCCUAUGUGGGAAUUUUAGCUAACAAAGUUGGACUAUCUGUGAAAUCAAGUGGACGCUUCACAAAAUACAACAUUAACUGGAGAGUAUGUAACUAUAGGUACCUCAUGGUAAUUCAUCAUUUGGAUAGUAAAGAGAUGCAUAUGGCACAUCAAAAUGUGAUAAAAGCAAGGACUGCAUGUUCAGACACUGCAGAAAUUAUAAAAUGGAAAUAACAUAACCCUCAAAUUCCCUUUAUAGAAAAUAAUUACCUAUUACAGUUUAAAUGGCAAAAGUCCAAAAAUGAACAGUGCACUGUAUGCACAAAGAGCAUCAGUGAUUAUGCAAAUUCAGAAGCGAAAUAAUAUUCAUAUAGCAAACCAAAAUCCUCAGGGUUUUCAAGACAUAUUAGCAAAUGACUGAAGAGAGGACAAAAGUAAUUUAGAGAAAAUUAGAAAUUAAAUGAAAAAUCCAGGUACUGUGAAAACUGUUCAUUGAAGCCAUCAGAUUAUAGAGUUUGCAUUUCUAAAGGCUCAGCAAUUGCAUUAUUUUGUUUACAUGUCAGUAUUUUUCAGUUUGUCAAUAUUCUGCUGUUUUCUGGGCGUUUAAUUUAUGCCAGAAAACAAAAAGGUAUUGGCAGCAUUCAGUACAUUUAAUUAUAAUUGUCUGAAUAACAUGCCACAGGGAAGCCCACUAGUGCUAUAGUCAGUGUUGCCGUGUCACAGAUAGGCAUCCUGGGUUCGAAUCAUUAAAAUGUGGGGAGUUUAAAAUAUGCUCCACUUGUCUGUAUAGGAUUUUGAACUGGGUAGUCCAGUUUUACUCCCUCGUCCCAUAUAUUUGUGUGUUAGAUUAAUUGGUGACUCAAUUUUGGCCUUGUGGGGUGUAUAGUUAAGUGUGGCUAGUCCCCCAUACCCAUGGAUUGCAUUAAGGGGGACUGAGAGAGUGAUUGGUGCAGUGGGUACUGGUGCUGCCUCAAAGGUUUAAAUCCCACACCUGGAUAUUGUCUGGGUGGAUUGUUUUCUAGGCACAUUGGUUUUAGUUUCUUAUCUUAUUUAAGUGUUUAGAGCUUUACCUACCUACCUUGUGCCUAGUGCUGCUAAGUAAACUUCUGCCCCUGUAGCCCUGAAUUGGAUAAAGUGGAGUAGAAAAUGAAAUGUGGGAAGACCUGUCAACCUAAGUUUGAAAAACUACAGCUACAUUUAAAAGUUACUGUUUUGUUUGUACAGAAGCUGCAGAUAUUGCUUUUAUAAAACAAAUAGCGUGUGUUGUUUUGUGCUUUGUUUAAUAAUUUUUUAAAUGCUAAUUUUCUUCAUCAUUCCGUCUCUCUUUCAUAUAAUCUGAACUGACUGCUGUCAAAUGGGAAAAGCACAAUUUAAAUUAUCAAUAGGGAUGAGUUCAAAUUAUCAAUCAAUGUAUAUUUUUAUACUGUAUACUGCAAUUCUAAGUAAUAAAUCAAAACAGGACACUACUUAGUGACCUUUUUAUUCUAGGUAGUUCCUAUGAUGCUAUUUUUGCCACAAAGUAUUACUAUUGAUAAGUUUUCUUUUAAAUAUAUUGGUUUUUUUUUUACUUGCUGCCAGGCAAUUAAUGUGUUUUAAAAGGUGCUUAGUUUGCAAUUACAGCCAGAAUAUUAUGAUUUGCACAAAAGUGUUAAGGAGUUUAUAAGUUAAGCAGGAGAAAAGAUGGGGUCAAAAUACAAAAAUGAGUCAAAUUCUGGGAGAUCAAGAAUAUAGCAACUAAAACCAAAACAUGACACAAGAAUCAGUGUUGAAAAUAUCAAAACAAAGGUGUUGAGUCAGCCAGUGUUCCUUCAUGGCUGGAGUUCAAAUUUCCUUAUGUCUUUUUUGUUCAUUUUUAAUUCUUUCAUGUUAAUAUUGUUGCUUAUUUAGUUUCAGUGGGUCUGUAUCUUCUGUUAUGUUUCAAGUGUCUUAUGGGGGAUUCCCCAAGAGGCAGGGUCACUGUCAAGGUGCCUAUCUGUCAGCCCCAUAAAGGCUGGGGAAACAAGCAGUCCCUUGUGGUUCAUUUGAAUGUGCUUGGUGGUCUUGGCGAGUUGUACUAAUUAUUGUGUUUCUUCUUGAAUUCCAGGAUUUGUGGCAUUUUAUGCUCUGUUUUUUGACCGUUGUGUCUGGAUUUGUGUUUUUUGGGAUUGCCUUUCAGGCAGCUCCUUCUGUGCCUUUUCUGCUCCAUGGAGCUUUUUGUUAAGAAGGGUAUUUUUUGUGACGUAAAUAUUUCAUUUGAAAAGAAUCUUUAAAUGCCAUUUAUGUAUACAAGCUGAACGUUGAACAGAUCAUUCCUCUUGUUGGGCGUUUUAGUUAUGGUUUGCUGGGAUUUUAUGUUAAAUUUCUCCUAAAUUCACAACAAACUUGGAUAAGGAUAUGACCUCACAGCAUCCUGUUGCAUUGUGAUUGAAUGGGAGUUCAAAAAUUGUGGUGAAAAUGUUCCAAAAAAAUUCACAACAAAAAAACCCUAAAAUGAAAAACUAAUAUCAUUACCAAAAUCCGUUGGAUAAAAAAUACAAAAAGCAGAUGCAAAUACAUACCUUAAGUGCCAGGUAAAGUUGGAAAAAAAAAACUACGACAAAAUAUCCAACACUGACAAUUAUUUUUUAACCAGUAAAAUGUUAAUUAAAGAAACACCCCAAUUCUGUAGUCCGCAUGUGUAAAUUGCACUGUGGGAUCUUCUCUGUCAGGUUUGUCAGUUUAACCAUUGCUUAUGUGCCUUUCUACUGGAGGCUCCAGUUUCUUUCUACCGUCAAGUGAAUUGAAUACUGUGAAUUGCUGUCAAAGCAAUGAGUUUGGCUUUAUUUGACUAAGCUCUGCUCCCCAGGAUUAAUUCUGCUUCUGUUAGGAUAUGCUUUCAUUUUUUGGAAUACUGAAUUCAUUAUGGAAAGAAGUGUGAGUUCAAACAUUGUUUUUUAUUUACUUAAUUUUAUGUUUCAUUAUACACCUUGUUUGUAACAUGAAGUGGCUUGGUAAAUAUUGGCCUGUAUCCCUGCAGUGGUAUUUAUUAACAGUGUUUUGUGGCAUGCAUGUGUAAGUAGAAAAAGAAAAGUGCGGCAUACACUUAGGUUUCAUUUAAUUUCUGACGGUAUUCUCAAAUGUGUUUUAUUAAACUUCAUAUUUUUGUUAUUUUCCUCUUUCUUUUUUAUUGCAUUCACAAAGUAUUUUGAUGUAUUUGAGACAUCUGACCUAAUUUUAGGAGCAUGUCAGCAGGAUAAAUUAAACAUUUAGGAGCAAUAAAAACUUAAGGAUACUAAUGUGUAGCAAAUCUGUCUCAUGUAAUUUGCAUUCACUACUGCAUCUAUGAGAACCGGCAAUGGAGUAAAAUUAGCCUCCAUGGUAUAGUAGUCAUUCAGAUGAUAAUGAUCCAGCACAAUCAGGAAAAUAUAGAGCAAAGAACCUGGUGGUAAACUAUCAAACAAGCUAAAUAAUAAAUUUCUAACCUUAACCAAUUAGAAAAUCAGGCUGAAUUUAAAUGUAAACAGUAACUGCCUUAGUGAGUUAAUUAAACAUCUGCUUGCAUGUAGAUGAUCUUGACGGAUUUGCACCCACCAUUUCACAAAAUGGUCACUUUGAGAAGACCGCACACAUGCAGGCUAUUUCAGGAAUUCAUUGGGAAAAAAUGCCUGAAAUCAAAUAUCCAAGAAGAACCAAUAUAGCAAGACAAAAGUAGAAAUCCUGGGAAAGUGCUUAUUUGUCAAAAAGUAUGUAAAAUAUCCAAAAACAUUGACAGCAUCAAGGUGUUCUGACAUGAAUUCAAGUAAUCAACAACUAGAGUUUGUGAUAAUGAUGAUGUUUUAUAGUCUUCAUAAAUCUCAAUAGUUUUCAUAACACACUACAGAAUAUUCUUUAUUUGUUUGGUGUGUUUACUGUUUAAAAAGUUUGGAAGUUGGAUGAACUGUGAAAUAAGUGAGAUACUUUCCAUCAGAGUCAAAACAAAGUGCUUUCCAGAGGUUGUAAUUAGAAAUUCUAUAUUCAAGACAAAUUGUGCCACAGAAUCGUUGUCCAUUUGCCUAUUAUGAAAUAAAUCUGAAAUAUGACGAAAGGUAAUAAAUAAUGCGGGGCAGAUGACUAAAGGUAUUAGUACUGCUAGUUAUUCCCUCUGUGAUUUCUUUGUAAUUGUGCUACUGGUUCACUGUUGCAAAUUAAUUUGCUUUCAUAAAGAAAUCUUAGUAAACUAAUCCUUAAUAAUAAUGUGAAUUAGACAGUGUGAAAGAUUAGCUAUUCAUUAUUCUUACAUUCUAAAAUUAAGAUUAUAAUAAAUUUCUGGCACAGUAGAGAUUUUUGUUUGUUGACUGUUAAAUGAGUACAAGGAGAUAAGGUGCAAGGUGAAGAGAGAGGUGGUGAAAGCUAAAGAAAAGGCAUAUGAUGAGUUGUAUGAGAGGCUGGACACUAAGGAGGGAGAAAAGGACCAGUACCGAUUGGCUAGACAGAGGGACUGAGCUUGGAAAGAUGUGCAGCAGGUUAGGGUGAUAAAGGAUAAAGAUGGAAACGUACUCACAAGCGAGGAGAGUGUGUUGAGCAGAUGGAAAGAGUACUUUGAGAGUCUGAUGAAUGAAGAGAAUGACAGAGAGAGAUGGUUGGAUGAUGUGGAGAUAGUGAAUCAUUAAGUGCAAUGGAUUAGCAAGGAAGAAGUAAGGACAGCUAUGAAGAUAAUGAAGAAUGGGAAGGCUGUUGGUCCAGAUAACAUACCUCUGAAAGCAUGGAGGUGUUUAGGAGAGAUGGCAGUGGAGUUUUUAACCAGAUUGUUUAAUACAAUCUUGGAAAAUGAGAGGAUGCCUGAGGAGUGGAGAAGAAGUGUACUAGUACUGAUUUUAAAGAAUAAGGGGGAUGUGCAGGACUGCAGUAACUACAGAGGGAUACAAUUGAUGAGCCACAGCAUGAAGUUAUAGGAAAGAGUAGUGGAUGCUAGGUUAAGAAGGAAGGUGAUGUUAGUGAGCAACAGUAUGGUUUCAUGCCAGGAAAGAGCACCACAGAUGCGAUGUUUGCUCUGAGGGUGUUGAUGGAGAAGUAUAGAGAAGACCAGAAGGAGUUGCAUUGCAUCUUUGAGGACUUAGAGAAAGCAGAGAAGUAUGUAAGAGUGGUACGGGAUAUGUACAAGGGAAAUGUGAUGGUGGUGAGGUCUAUGGUAGGAGUUAAGGAUGCAUUCAAGGUAAAGGUGGAAUUACAUCAGGGAUCAGCUCUGACCCCUUUCUUAUUUGCAGUGGUGAUGAACUGGUUGACAGAUGAGAUUAGACAGGAGUCCCCGUGGACUAUGAUGUUUGCGGAUAACAUUGUGAUCUGUAGUGAGAGUAGGGAGCAGGUCGAGGAGACCCUGGAGAGGUGGAUAUAUGCUCUAGAGAGGGGAGGAAUGAAGGUCAGUAGGAACAAGACAAUACAUGUGUGUAAAUGAGAGGAAGGUCAGUGGAAUGGUGAGGAUGCAGGGAGUAGAGUUGGUGAAGUUGGAGGAGUUUACAUACUUGGGAUCAACAGUACAGAGUAACGGGGAUUGUGGGAGACAAAGUGAGACAGGCGAGAUUGCGUUGGUUUGGACAUGCGCAGGGGACAGAUGCUGAGUAUAUUGGGAGAAGGAUGUUAAAGGUAGAGCUGCCAGGUAAUAAGAAAAGAGGAAGGUCUAAGAGAAGGUUUAUGGAUGUGGUGAGAGAGGACAUGCAGGUGAUGGGUGUAACAGAGCAAGAUGCAGAAGACAGGAAGUUAUAGAAAAAAAUGAUCCACUGUGGCGACCCCUAACAGGAGCAGCCGAAAGAAGAAGAAGAAGACUAUUAAAUGAGUGCUGUUACAACAUUACUUUGGCAGACACAUUAAUCUGAAAUCAGUUUGAGAGGUUAAAACAAUUCAUUUUACAACUAUGAAAUCUUAACUGACACUGUUAUGCUCAACGCAAGACUGAGAAUAAAGGACAGAAACUUCUGUCUUCCAUGGUCAAUGUGGUCAGUUGAUCUCUAGAUUGAGACAGAGGGGUAAAAGGUCUCAAACUGUCCCAAGCUGCCUUCAGCGUUGACAUGGUUUUAAGACGUGAUUCUUCAUCUAUAUAUGAGUGUAAUAAGCAUUUGCUUCAUCUGAUUUUUUUAAAGAUUGAAACCACAGUGCAAACCUACCAUGUCAAAAAAAAGAAAUGGAGAAAUAUCUAAAAUAUUUAAGUCAACUUUUACAUUUAGUGACUGUAUUUUCAGACUACAAACGUUUUUUUUGCUAUUUCUUAAAGUUCAUUGUAUAUAACAAUGUACAUUUUGAUGCGAUUAUAUUGAAAACCACCAGUAAAAGAAGUGCUGUGUUCUUUAGGUUGGACUGAAGCAUUAAUAACACCUUUGCAAACUAUUAAAAUACGGAAGCAUAUGUCUCUCAGUCCUUGCUGUUUAGCAGAUGCUUUUAAUUAUUUACUUUUGUUUCUGUCUAAAAUAUAUCUUUACAGUAUACUUAAUUUAAUGCAAAAAUACAAAUGUUAGACAAAAACAGAUGUGAAGUUUGUAGUCAGGGACGUUACAUUUUCCCAACUUACUACCCUGAUGUUUGCUACUGACCAACUUUACCAAGACAUCCUAUUGUGCGAUUGAGCCAAUCUUACAAGUUCCUCUUAGCUCAGCUCUAUUUCUGAAGAAGGCUUAAUAGUAAUGCAUGAUUUCCUUUUGAUGUGGAAGUAGAACACUUCAGGCUUCUUGUCAAUAAGACAGCAUCAUCUUCUUAAGUUAUAAACCCGAUUGUUUUAUUUGAGUGCCUUUCUUUGCACAAACUGGUUUUCAUCAUGUGCCCUUCAUGUAUUUCACAGUGUCUUUUAUGAAAAAAAAUAUUUUAUACAAAUAUAUUUUUGAUGAGUUAAUUUAA